This is a messenger RNA of Malassezia globosa CBS 7966, 2640 nucleotides long. RefSeq lists its product as uncharacterized. The coding region runs from base 1 to 2640 and encodes 879 amino acids. The transcript has a single exon. Gene Ontology annotation, biological process: protein processing. Gene Ontology annotation, cellular component: trans-Golgi network; Golgi membrane. The record is from RefSeq and is a predicted model, not a curated record. Lineage: Eukaryota; Fungi; Basidiomycota; Malasseziomycetes; Malasseziales; Malasseziaceae. Gene Ontology annotation, molecular function: serine-type endopeptidase activity.
AUGCCAGCAGUGCUGGGUGCAUUUCCCAAGAAGCGCACGUAUGACUCGCAUCACUACUAUGUCGCUGAGCUUGUGCAGCGCGAUCCGUGCAGCGCACAAGUGACACCGGAGCAUGUAGCUCGUGCACUGGAUGCAGAGCUUGUUGAGCGCGUGGGCGAGCUUGAAGGCCACUGGCUUCUACGAGCAGAGAAAGUUGAUGCGAUCGCUCGCCGAUCAGUGCUCGCUGAGGUGCCGGAGCAGGACGAUCCUGUGCUUCGUCGGUUCGCCGCGUGGUCCGACAACGGACAUGAGAAGCGAUGCGUCGGCUCACAGUGUGUGACGAUGGCAUGCCUUUCCAAUACAGUGCGCUCGCUAGAACGCCAAAAGAUCCGCAUGCGUCAUAAGCGCCUUGCGAUCCCCGAGCCAGGCUCUAUGUCUGAUGUAUACCCUAGAACGAGCUGGAACGCGGGCAUACCGCCGCCGCUACUGCCGCUGGCAUCGCAUCACCCACAAGAGCCACGCGCACCUGUGCCGAGCAAUCGCACAGACAGCUUCGCAAAAGCAUAUGGCAUCCGAGACCCGUUGUUUUACAAGCAGUGGCACAUUCUGAACGAGCAGAUGCCAGGCCAUGAUUUGAACAUUGAAGGCGCAUGGAAACUUGCCUCGGGAAAAGGCGUCACUGUCUCGCUGAUUGAUGAUGGCGUCGAAUAUACGCAUCCUGAUAUUGCGCAUGCAUUUGAGCCAGCUGCCUCGUAUGAUUUCAACGACCACACAGAGCUGCCAUGGCCACGCUUGUUUGACGAUACACAUGGCACGCGAUGUGCAGGUGAGAUUGCAGCGGCCAAGAAUGAUGUCUGUGGUGUUGGUGUCGCGCCCGAUGCACAUAUUGCAGCGGUGCGGAUCCUUUCCGCGCCUAUCAGCGACGCCGACGAGGCUGCAGCCCUGAAUUAUGGCUACCAGAUCAGCGACAUCUACAGCUGCUCAUGGGGCCCCUCUGAUUCUGGCCGCAGUAUGGAUGGACCGCACGGCCUUGUCGCCAAAGCGAUGCUCAAUGGUAUUUACAACGGACGCAAGGGUCGCGGCAGUCUAUUUGUUUUUGCAGGUGGGAAUGGCGGCAGUCUCGAUGAUCAAUGCAACUUUGACGGCUACACGAAUUCCAUUUAUACCAUUACGAUCGCCGCCGUCGACAGCAGCGGGCAUCGCCCAUACUAUUCAGAAAUGUGCAGUGCUAUCAUUGCCAGUGCAUGGAGCUCUGGCAAGAAUCUGAGUAUCACAACGAGCAAUGUGCGCGGUCAAUCGAAUCGCACCUGCACAUCGGUCCAUGGUGGCACGAGCGCCGCUGCUCCGCUUGUGGCUGGUGUGCUGGCGCUGGCGCUAGAAGUGCGGCCGGAGCUCACCUGGCGCGAUGCACAGCACCUGAUCAUCCAGUCCAGCGUGCCUGUCAAUGAGCAAGACCCUGACUGGCAAAGGACCACUGCUGGACUCAUGUACAGCCACAAGAGUGGAUUCGGUGUCGUCGACGCGACGAGACUGGUGGAAAAUGCGCGCAAGCACAAACUCGUUCCUCCCCAGUCCUGGCUCGAGAUGCCGCGGCAGGGUGUCAAUGCAAGCUUCGCUCCUAUGCAGCCGGUCAACAAUACCAUGAAUGUCACGCAAGCCAUGAUGAAUGAGGCGAAUCUGGCCUCUGUCGAACAUGUGACUGUCAAGGUGUGGAUUGAACACCCACGCCGCGGCGACGUCCAGGUGUCCCUGUAUGGACCACAUGGCACGAAGAGUGUGCUUGCGAGCCCGCGACGUUAUGACAACGACGUACACGGGUUCCCGGGCUGGACGUUCAUGACCCUGAAACACUGGAACGAGAGUCCCAUCGGCACAUGGACGAUCGAAGUGUCUGACCAUGGCAAGCUCCCAGAGCCAGACGAUCGAAACAAUGCCUCAUCGUCGUCAACAUCUCGUGGCGCUUUCGGCGCAUGGUCACUCACGUUCUGGGGAGCGGCGAAGGAUCCUAAACUAGCGCGGCCGUGGAACUUCCCCGAUGGGUCGCUCGAACAAAAGCUCACUCUGCCUGGCGCACCUACCACGACAGUUCUUGGAAGUCCGCCUGCGUAUGCAUCGUCGUUCCCUGGCCAUGCAAGCACGUCACGCCAGCUCAUGAAGCCAACCUUUGCCCUUCCACCAGACCACCACGUCGACCCAGGCGAGACAAGUCACGUGUUUGGAAGUGUCCUGCCGACCGACCGGCCUGAAGCCGACACUGCGUUCCUCCCAGUGUUCUCAGGCUCCUCGUCAUCGUGGAUCGGCACUGUGCUUGUGCUUGCGCUGUUCAUCGGUCUCUUGCUCCUCGUCAUCUUUGCGCUUCGGUACCGCCUGCUUCCAUGGGCGCGUGGUCCAUACACACAUCUGCCCGAUGACGAAGCGAUGCAACUCGAUUGGAUUCGACACGGCUCGGGCUCGUCAUCACUUCCAUCGCGUGAUUUAUACAAUGCGUUUGCCUUGGAUGAUGACGACCUUGAUGACGAGGACAGAGAUGCAGAUGACAAAGACGCUAGUGACAGGGAAGACCAAGACGACGACGAUGACGAGGUGAUCGAUGCAGACGACGAUGACAUUCCGUAUCACGACAACGAGGAUGACAACACCAACGGACCCGCAGAUGGGUAA